CACAAUACCACUCAUCGUCCUUCUUGUCGACACACCUGUGCAUCUCAAUCACCAACUAAUAAUGGAGCACCACGCGAAUGUACCUGUUCAGACACGACUGACGGCUGAGUUCCCCGAACUGGCUCAUCUAUCGAGAGAGGAUCUGGAAGACCUUUUGACCGAUCCGCAGUACUUUCAGGCUAUCUUCCACACAUUACCACAAGUGAAACUGCUGUACCAAGGCCAGGCUGACCUAGGCUCAGCCAACGAAUCAAUAGCCAAGAACAACUUGGCACUCCAGGACCCUCUCUACAGGCUACGUAGCGAGACACAAGAGGCCUUCGAUAGGGCAAAACAUCUCGAAGCCCGGUGGAAAGAGGUGGAGAAACGGCAGCGCGAGGUCUACCAGCGCUUCGAUCCGCAAUUCCUGCUCAUGCGGCUCAGGCACGCGACGACCGCGCAGGACGAUCUGUCCGAAGCGCGCGCGAACGCGUUUGUGCAGGGUUCCGUCGCGGACGCGGAUGCGACGAACCUGUCGAACAAGGACAUCGACGACUUCGUGCGCGAGUUCCGCGAGCUCCGGAAGGUGUACCACAAGCGGGUGAUGUGGGGCGAUAGGUGGCAGGCCGGGGAGGUGGCCUGGCGCGACGACUGACGAGGCGGGGUCCGGGAAAACUCGCUGCAGGCUCAACCUUCGUGCAUUCUAUACUCUAUUUUUGUUGAGGUUGCUUAUACAUCUAUUGUAUCAUAGCGGACAAACACCAUGCAGGUACCCCAGGGGCUGUGCAGAAACAUAUUCAGAUACCCUUCAACAGACGUCAUCCGCCUCUCCAUCAAUUCCCCGCAGGCAUGUUCAACGCUUCCAAGCGCGAAGACGGCAACACUCGUCUAAUUAUAGUGGCAAACUAAGAGCUCUCCAACCAAUUGGUGGACCCUGAGAGAGGAAGAUUCUCGGGAAGUCCGCACAUCCUCAAUCCGCCUGACCACAUUCGGAAGAGCUCUGCAACAAUCUCGCUUCAAGUCGUCUGCGAGCCUACCGUUCACUUUCUCCGUUCGCUCCCUCGACCCUCAGUCCGAGCAUUGACACUCGGCUCGGCUGACUGUUGAGGAAUCGCUAGGUUGACUUGUGCCUGGAUUCUCGUCGUUCGCGCCAGUUCGAGCACCCAGGGACGACAUAUCGACCAGCGCUGGCAGUCAUUCCGGGCUGCACUCGGGUAUAAAAAGGCUUGGCGCGAUGUAGGGUCCGCAGCGAAGUCGGCAUUCUCAUAUCACGUCUUGGGCACCAUGAGGUCCUGUGCUUCUCUCUUCGCCUCAGUGGCACUCGCUACGUCUGCGCUCGCGCACACCAUCUUCCAGGAAAUGUAUGUGAACGGCGUCGACCAGGGUCACAUCACAGGUAUCCGCGUUCCGGAUUACGAUGGACCGAUUACAGACGUGACCUCGAACGACCUUAUUUGCAAUGGCGGCAUCAACCCAUACCACCAGCCUAUCUCGACUGCGAUCAUCAGCACCCUCGCCGGCGCACAAGUCACUGCUGAAUGGCACCACACCCUUGCCGGUGCGGACCCUAGUGACCCUGCGGAUCCUAUCGACCCUAGCCACAAGGGACCCGUAAUUGCAUACCUCGCGAAGGUUGACAAUGCAACCGAUUUAACUGUUACUGGCCUUCAGUGGUUCAAAAUCUACGAGGAUGGCAUGGACAGUGACCAGUCGUGGGGAGUUGACCGCCUGAUCGCAAACAAGGGCAAGGUGUCCUUCUCGAUCCCAAGCUGCAUCACGGCUGGCCAAUACCUUCUCCGGGUCGAAAUCAUUGCUCUUCACGCUGCCUCAAGUUACCCCGGUGCGCAGUUCUACAUGGAAUGCGCUCAGCUCCAGAUCACCGGCGGAGGCAAUACGCAACCUGCGACUGUCAACUUCCCUGGCGCAUACUCGGGCACUGACCCCGGAAUCAAGAUCGACAUCUACCAAACGCUUCCUUCCUACACCGUCCCGGGCCCGCCCGUCUUCACUUGCGACGGUUCAUCUGCUCCCGCACCGACCUCCGCCCCCGCUCCGACUUCCGCCCCCGCCCCGCCUCCUUCGACGUCAGCAUCUGUCCCCCCGGCCACUUCAAGCGCUCCGGCCUCGAGCGGUAGCGUUGCGCACUAUGGCCAGUGCGGUGGUUUGACCUACUCUGGGCCGACUACAUGUGCGGCACCGUACUCUUGCGUGAAGUCAAGCGACUACUACAGCCAGUGCCUGUAG
Dichomitus squalens LYAD-421 SS1 is the source of this 2223-nucleotide messenger RNA. RefSeq lists its product as uncharacterized. NCBI's taxonomy places the organism in Eukaryota, Fungi, Basidiomycota, Agaricomycetes, Polyporales, Polyporaceae. The record is from RefSeq and is a predicted model, not a curated record. Gene Ontology annotation, biological process: carbohydrate metabolic process. The transcript is spliced from 15 exons. Bases 1264 to 2223 code for a protein of 319 amino acids. Gene Ontology annotation, cellular component: extracellular region. Gene Ontology annotation, molecular function: cellulose binding.